GUAUUUCUUCAGUUUUCCAGAAAGUGACCUCAUCAUAAAGGAAACGAAAACCGGAAUUCCUUCUGGCGUGCAAAGGAGGAAACAUAUACGGAGUAUACAAAACAGGCGCUCUGCGAUUUAAUCACGCCAUCCUUAAACUCUAUUUCGUGUUAAUUCUGUAAACAUGGUGCUCGAGGCAACGAUGAUCUGCAUCGACAAUUCGGAGUGGAUGCGAAAUGGAGAUUACUCGCCCAGUAGAUUUCAAGCUCAGGCUGACGCCGUUAAUCUCAUCUGUGGGGCAAAAACUCAGGCUAAUCCGGAGAAUACGGUUGGGGUAUUGACGAUGGCUGGCAAAGGGGUUCGUGUUUUAGUUACUCCUACCAGUGAUCUCGGGAAGAUCUUAGCUUGCAUGCACGGACUGGAAAUAGGAGGUGAAAUGAAUUUGGCAGCUGGAAUUCAGGUAGCUCAGUUGGCCCUCAAGCAUCGCCAAAACAAAAAGCAACAACAAAGGAUUAUUGUUUUUGCUGGGAGUCCUGUCACAUAUGACAAGAAGGUAUUGGAGAUGAUUGGGAAAAAGUUAAAAAAGAACAGUGUAUCUCUGGAUGUUGUAAACUUUGGUGAAGAAGAUGAAGGGAAAACUGAGAAGCUUGAGGCACUGGUUGCCACUGUAAACAACAAUGAUAGCAGUCACAUUGUUCAUGUUCCUCCUGGUCCUAAUGCUCUUUCAGACGUGUUAAUAAGUACUCCUAUAUUUACUGGUGACGGUGAGGGUGGAAGUGGAUUUGCUGCAGCAGCUGCAGCGGCUGCAGCUGGUGGAGUAUCUGGCUUUGAAUUUGGUGUAGAUCCUAACCUGGAUCCUGAACUUGCCCUUGCACUUCGAGUUUCAAUGGAAGAAGAAAGGGCAAGGCAGGAAGCAGCUGCAAAAAAGGCCUCAGAAGAAGCUGCAAAACAAGAAAAAGGAGAAAAGCAGAGUGCUUCCGAAGAUGUGACCAUGACUGAAAAUGCUGCAGCUGGAACAUCUGAAUCUGAAAACAAGGCAGCUGAUCCUAUGGAUGAUGAAAAUGCCUUAUUACAACAAGCACUUGCAAUGUCCAUGGAUGAUUCUUCCACUAACAUUGCCAUAAGAGAUGCUGACAUGCCAGAAGCAGCUUCUGAAGAUCAAGAUUUGGCACUUGCCCUUCAAUUGUCUGUGCAAGACAGUACAAAAGACCAGUCGAAUCCAACUGAUGUGAGCAAGUUGUUGGCUGACCAAUCUUUUGUGUCAUCUAUUCUUGCUUCACUUCCAGGUGUUGACCCCAAUGAUCCAUCAGUUAAAGAUCUAUUAGCUUCCAUGCAGGGUCAGUCUGAGUCCCAGGAGAAGGAGGAGGAGGACAAGGAUCGUAAAGAGGAGGAGAAAAAAUGAUGGGAUUUUUAUGUCUGUUGAGGUUCACAAGUUGAUAAACUGGGAUCAAAGAGCACUGCAUGUUGGUGGAAGUUAUGUUCUUAUCAAAAGGACUGUGGAUAAUGGAUGUAGGCAUGUAGCUGUCACUGUUAUACCUCCUAGUCCUAGUGGGAGGUGAAUUGAAUGUUUGAAUGUGUUCCAAUUCAGUUUCAAUACCUUAUGUAUGAAAAGUGAUUUUUAUCUAGUAGGUGUUGGGACAGUUCCAAUUGCGUGCACUAACAGAAAAUAUGAUUGCUAUUUACAUCGCCUUCAUUCUAGUGAAUUUCUCUGGUUUUGUACUGUUGGUUACUUAGGAAUGGAAAGAGUAGAUUUGGAAAAUUCUACAAUAUUGAAUGUAGAAAUGGCACACAUUGUACUUUAUGCUUGGUGGAAUUAGAUCAUUAUUCGAUUA
Molecule: messenger RNA, 1811 nt
Organism: Ipomoea nil (Japanese morning glory)
Lineage: Eukaryota; Viridiplantae; Streptophyta; Magnoliopsida; Solanales; Convolvulaceae
Product: 26S proteasome non-ATPase regulatory subunit 4 homolog
Exons: 11
Coding region: 164-1381 (405 amino acids)
Biological process (GO): proteasome-mediated ubiquitin-dependent protein catabolic process
Cellular component (GO): proteasome regulatory particle, base subcomplex; nucleus; cytosol
Molecular function (GO): polyubiquitin modification-dependent protein binding
Source: RefSeq, a predicted model, not a curated record